Molecule: messenger RNA, 2444 nt
Organism: Ricinus communis (castor bean)
Lineage: Eukaryota; Viridiplantae; Streptophyta; Magnoliopsida; Malpighiales; Euphorbiaceae
Product: probable serine/threonine-protein kinase At1g54610
Exons: 8
Coding region: 359-2074 (571 amino acids)
Biological process (GO): positive regulation of transcription elongation by RNA polymerase II; protein phosphorylation
Cellular component (GO): cyclin-dependent protein kinase holoenzyme complex; nucleus
Molecular function (GO): RNA polymerase II CTD heptapeptide repeat kinase activity; cyclin-dependent protein serine/threonine kinase activity; ATP binding
Source: RefSeq, a predicted model, not a curated record
AUUAAUUUAAGAAUGAAAAUCCAUGAGAGAGAGAGGGAGAGAAAAGGAGGCACAGGGGUUUGACUUGGAAGAGAACAGGAAAACCAAAGGCAAAGGGCAAAUUGAUCUCUUUGCUACUGUUUCUCUUUAUUCUUUUUUUGUCUGAGAAAGGAACCAACAACACCCAGAAAAAGAAAUCCGAAUGACCCAAGAAAAACCAAAAACUAAUACUUCCAAUACAGCAGAUUGUUAACAUAUACUACAAAACUUACUCUUCCCUCUCUCUCUCUCUUUUCACUCAGAUUCAAUCCAAUGAUUAGUUGCCGAUUGUGAAGAAAUCACAUGGAAUAUGAUGAGGAAUGAUGCUUAGAUUUAAGAAAUGGGGUGUGUUCUAGGUAGAGAGGUAUCCUCUGGCAUAGUUUCAGAGUCUAGAGAGGUCAAGCACCCGAGUGUUGAAUCCAGUAGAACACUAGACAAUGAUUCUGCGACAAAGACUGAUACUAGUAGUUUUGUUGAGAUUCAAAAUGAGGAGUCCCAGAAAGAAGAUAAAAGCGAGGGAGAUAAAAAAUCUAAGGCGGAGAGGAGGAGGUCAAGGCCAAACCCUAGGUUGAGUAACCCACCAAAGCAUUUGCGUGGUGUGCAGGUUGCAGCUGGAUGGCCGCCCUGGCUAUCAGCAGUGUGUGGGGAGGCUCUCAAUGGAUGGAUUCCACGGCGGGCUGACACAUUUGAGAAGAUUGAUAAGAUUGGGUCAGGAACAUAUAGCAAUGUGUAUAAAGCUAGGGAUUUGUUAUCGGGUAAAAUUGUUGCCUUGAAGAAGGUUCGAUUUGAUAAUUUGGAACCUGAAAGUGUGAAGUUUAUGGCAAGAGAGAUCCUCAUUCUGCGGAGACUGGACCAUCUGAAUGUUGUAAAAUUGGAGGGUUUAGUUACAUCCAGGAUGUCAUGUAGUUUGUACCUGGUAUUCGAGUACAUGGAGCAUGAUUUAGCUGGACUUGCAGUGAGCCCAGGAGUAAAGUUCACAGAGUCACAGGUUAAGUGUUACAUGCAUCAACUAUUAUCUGGUCUUGAGCACUGCCACAACCGUGGUGUGCUACAUCGUGAUAUCAAAGGAUCAAAUCUUCUUAUUGACAAUGAAGGAAUACUUCGCAUUGCUGAUUUUGGAUUGGCAUCUUUCUUUGAUCCCAAUCACAAGCAUCCAAUGACUAGUCGGGUAGUUACUCUAUGGUAUCGUCCUCCUGAACUUCUUCUUGGGGCUACAGAUUAUGGUGUUGGUGUCGACCUCUGGAGUGCUGGUUGUAUAUUAGCUGAGUUAUUGGCUGGAAAGCCCAUUAUGCCAGGACGUACUGAGGUAGAGCAAUUGCAUAAGAUAUACAAGCUAUGUGGUUCACCUUCAGAUGAGUACUGGAAGAAAUCAAAGUUACCGCAUGCAACCUUAUUUAGACCUCGAGAGCCUUACAAAAGAUGCAUACGAGAGACAUUUAAAGAUUUUCCACCAUCAUCACUUCCUCUCAUUGAAACUCUUCUUGCAAUUGAUCCAGCUGAACGUCAGACAGCCACAGCUGCCCUAAAAAGUGAAUUCUUCACAACAGAGCCUUACGCUUGCGAACCUUCUAGUCUCCCAAAAUAUCCCCCAAGUAAGGAGAUGGAUGCUAAACGAAGAGAUGAUGAAGCUCGAAGGCAAAGAGCUGCUGCUAAAGCCCAGGGUGAUAAUUCAAAGAAACCGCGGACACGUGAUCGUGCUCCUCGGCCAAUGCCUGCUCCAGAGGCCAAUGCAGAGCUUCAAUCUAAUAUUGAUAGGAGACGGCUGAUUAAUCAUGCGAAUGCAAAGAGCAAGAGUGAAAAGUUUCCUCCACCUCACCAGGAUGGGGCGCUUGGCUAUCCUAUAGGAGCAUCUCAGCAUAUUGAUCCUGCAUUUGUUCCUCCUGAUGUCCCAUAUAGCUCCACUUCGUUCACCUAUUCAAAAGAGCCAGUUCAAACAUGGUCAGGACCAUUGAUUGACCCCGCCAGCGCUGGCGGUCCACGACGAAAGAAAAAUGCAGCAGGCAGAUCAACAGGAAACUAUAUAGAUCGAUUAAAGGGGAAGCAAAGCGUGGCUUGAAUACAUACAUUGAGAAUCCAGACUUGUGAAAACUGGCAAUUGCCUAUACAUGAAAAGAUGCUGCCAUUUAGUGCAAGUUUGCUUACACGUGAAAAGAGAGAUAAUACAACUUCUAUUUGAUUAAGAAGAAAAAAUUGCACUUUUGGGGGUGGAAUCAAUUUUUCCAUACUUUUGUUUUCCAUUUUCAUGAUAGAAAAAUUCGUUUCUUUUCUAUUGGGAUGGUGAUAAAAUUCCAUUGAUGUGUAUAUUUUUGUUAUAUUUUAUUUUUUCACAUUUUUAAGGUUCCUCUGUGUUGAGACUAAGUUUUGUCUAAUUUAGUGGAAAAAAAUUAAUAAAUUCUCAGGAGCCCUUGUUCUUCUGUUUUUCCUUC